Molecule: messenger RNA, 1494 nt
Organism: Oryzias latipes (Japanese medaka)
Lineage: Eukaryota; Metazoa; Chordata; Actinopteri; Beloniformes; Adrianichthyidae
Biological process (GO): positive regulation of canonical NF-kappaB signal transduction; humoral immune response
Source: RefSeq, a predicted model, not a curated record
GCAGAAUUUGCAUAUAACAGGCUGCAACACAGACUUGCAGCAGCAGUCAUGCCGAUCAUUGCUCUGCCGCCUUCUGUGUCUAAUAGACAUUUUUGGAUUUUAUGGUUUAAGAUUCUUUAAAUGUUAGCCAGGAAAUGGAGAAAGCUAAAGAAGCAGCAGGGCUGAUAAACAAAGAAGACUUCCUUCAGCUUCCUGAAGAACCUCCUGCUCAUCCACAAGAAGCAGCACAGGCUUGCUGGACAGCAACAAGAAAGCUCUCCGAGAGGCAUCCAGCAUGCCAAGCAGAUCUGAGGCAGCCCAAAGAAAGAGGAAGAAGAUCCCCCACUCGUAUUGAUCUUCAUCAUCAUGACUCUUCUUCACCUCAUUCUGCUGAAGUCAUGCAGGGAGCUUCAAGACGAGGAGACACGAGUUGGAGCUUUAAAUCAGAUCUGUGUGGAACAGUUUCUCCUUCUAACAAAGACACAGCAAGAGAGGAGGAUGACUAUAGAUCCUAUCAGAGUGAAGAUGAAGAGGAGCUAGAAGCCCCCUUGCCGUUAAAAGAUGAUUAUGACUGGCAACAGCAGAACUCUUUUCUAUUUCCUCCACAUUACCGGCACAGCUGUGAGCUUCAUGGGGACAUGCACAGGAUGCCCCAAUGUCCCGACACAGCACAGGACGGGGCGGUCAGAUGGCCUCCUCUCUUCUCUCCUCCCAGCUGUCGAGACUGGGUGGAGCCUGGAAACUGCUGUUAUGAACGUAGCUUCGGGGAUGGCGGUGGGCCUCCGGGGAGCGUCUCGGUCAACGUGCCUCAGUUCUCCACGCCACCCGUGAACGCCGUCUCCCAGGUGGACAUGGUGAAGCUGAGCUCAGCAGCAGGAGAGUCUUCCUCACAUCUGCAGGGCAGAACAGGAACCAUCAGCCUGCCCAACGAGUGCAGAAAUGUUCUCAUCACUCACUCUUUGGACGUGUCCUCAGAGAUAGCUGCUUUCAGAGACUUCCUCACAAAACAAGGCUUUCGAACAAGUACUGACCUCACUGAUGACUCCACUGGAGAAAUGGACAUCCACAAAUGGAGACAUGCUUUCCUAAAAGAUCCAUCAACCCUGAUUAUCAUCGCUAUCAGCCCCAAAUAUAAAGCAGACACUGACGGGUCUCCCUCAGACAGCCACGCCCGUCACGCCAAGUACAUUCACAAGCUGAUGCAGAAUGAAUUUAUCCAGGAGGGAUGCUUGAAUUUCAGAUUCAUUCCUGUUCUUUUUCUUGGAGCUUCUCAGAAUUAUGUUCCAGGCUGGCUUCAGAACACGCAUGUUUACCGGUGGCCACAGGACACUGAGGAUCUGUUGCUGCGCCUGUUCAGGGUGGAGAGGUACAUCCCUCCUCCUGUGCCGGUGGAGCUCGCAGUCAUCAUCAGGCCUAUGCCAAUGAGCGCCACAACUAUGUUGAGAUGGUAGCCGUGUCUGUGCAUUUUUCAACAUGUUGUGUCUUCUUUUGAAUAAAAAAACUUUAAGUUCUUAA